ACUAAACUAAUCAACGAUGCAAAUAAAAAUUCAACGAGAUAAAUUAAUAUCUAAUAGAAAUAAAUCUUAAUUAAAGAUUUUGCGUAUAUACGUGAUCGCGAUUCUUCAAAUAAAUAUUUGGAUGGAAAAUUGACCAACAUUGCUUUUUCUACAAAACUUGGUAAAAUUCGAGUACAAUGAGUGUGCAAGGCACUUCUUUAAAUGCGCCGGAGGUACAUAGCAUUUUAAAAUAUGACUGCGUUCGUUUUGAUGAUGAUGCAUCAAAUUUAUACAUCAAGGAUAUUCAGUGCAUCAUCGAAAAGACUCCAGGCCCAGCAGAAAAAGUUACAUUCAGAAAGUUUUUACCAAAACAUUAGGAUGAUUUUGAUAAAAAGAAAUGUUAUCACGUGAAAUGGCAGUGUCAAAAGCCAUGUAAAAUCAAGUCAUAGAUGUGAUCCAUUUUUAAAGGCUAAUAUUCUGUAUCUAGCUGAAUGUUCCAUUUCCAAACUCGGAAGAAGUCCUGCUAGAUUGCCUCAAGUCGAGUUACACAGGGAUGACUGGAAGAAACACACCAAAGUAUAAGAUUCAAUUCACUCUUCACUGCAACCCAAAAGUUACAAAAUAUCUCUAAGAUCGCGCUACCAUUCGUCGCUUGCAACUCUCUCUCUCUCUCUCUCUCUCUCUCUCUCUCUCUCUCUCUCUCUCUCUCUCUCUCUCUCUCUUGGAACAUCAGCACUGCUCCUGCCUCUGAAGAGAUCAACAACCUCCGCAGCGAGCUUGCUGAAGUUAAGAGGAGGCAGGAGCGCUCGGCGAAUAAUGUGGUGGUGAUCUCUGGCCUGGCCUAUACCCAGGAGACAUCAAUGCACUGAGAUGAUCAGGCUUUUCUUGUCCACUUGUUCCCCCUUUCAUGUAAUAGCUGUAACUGAGACCUGGCUAAGUGACAAGAUAUCAUCCAUCCCUUCACUGGAUGGUUACACCUUGCACAGACGGGACAGAAACAGGAACGGUGGAGGUGUGGCCCUCUACAUUCAUCUUUCAUUGACGGCUAGCGUUAUCUCUUAAUCUGACGGUGAAUGAUCAGGCAAGCCAGGAAGAGCACUAACCUCAGGUUACGCCAACACUUGGUGCAAGCACUCCUAUUUCCCAUCAUCGAUUACUGUUCACUGGCUUACUGUGACCUGACACAGGAACUUGACUUGAGGCUGCAGUGGCUUGUCAACACGGGGAUCCGUUAUAUCUACGGUGUAAGGAGGGACGAGCACAUCUCCCCUUAUAGACGUGAGUUGCAAUGGCUCACCACCGCCGGACGUAGGAAAUACUUCAUGGCCUGUUUUCUGAGGAAAAUGUUCAACACCUCCGUACCUAUCUACCUAUUAGCCUAUUUUGAUUUUCACGUCGCGCUCAGGCCUGUAAGGGGUGAGGUGACCCCCCUGGACAUUCCGUCCUUCAGAACGGAGACGCUGAGGAACUCAUUUUUCAUCAGUGCUUCCAGCCUCUGGAAUAGCCUACCAUUUUCGCAACACACUAUCCAUAUCACACUUUAAACAAACAGCUAAAUCAUAUUUCUUUAAAUUGGAAAACACACAAACAUGACACAAACAUACACACCCAUCCAUCUCAUUUAACCACUUUCCAUUUACUCUUCACACUAUCACUUCUUACACAACAAUUGUUGAUCUUAUCUGUAUUUCUACUAUAUUUAAAUAUGUACAACAUAAUGUACAACAAUAAAAA
Nasonia vitripennis (jewel wasp) is the source of this 1713-nucleotide messenger RNA. RefSeq lists its product as uncharacterized. NCBI's taxonomy places the organism in Eukaryota, Metazoa, Arthropoda, Insecta, Hymenoptera, Pteromalidae. The record is from RefSeq and is a predicted model, not a curated record. The transcript has 4 exons. Bases 1053 to 1523 code for a protein of 156 amino acids.